AUGUGUCUGCGCGUGUUCUGCGGCUAUUUGUCGCUCUACAUCGGCUGCAUCUUCAUCGGCUUCACUGGGAUGAUCCUGGCCGUGGUAAUCUUCUCUGUGGGUCUGUUCGAGCUGAUCACGGGAAACUCCAAUGUAAUGCUCAUGGUUCUAGCGAUGGUCUUCGCCCUUAUCUACGCCCUGGCCAAAGUAUUUCUGCUCUUUGGCACCAUGUGGGAUAUGUGCUGGGCCAUUCUCUUGUCCUUCGUCAUCGGUCUGGUGGGCGUGGCGUUGCUUGUUGCAUUGGCUGUGUUUUUUUACUUCCACCUACCGGCUCCUCUGCACCUCCUGCUAGGCGUUAUCUUGUGCAUAAUCGAGCUGUACUACGAGUGGAUCAUCAUUUCCACCUGGUGGUGCUGUCGAUCAUGCACCCACGACUGUUAGGAGUUGCUGGUAGCUGGUUAC
Molecule: messenger RNA, 441 nt
Organism: Drosophila suzukii
Lineage: Eukaryota; Metazoa; Arthropoda; Insecta; Diptera; Drosophilidae
Source: RefSeq, a predicted model, not a curated record